CCACCGGCGGGGGCCUGAGCUAGGAAGGGAAUGGAGGGGUACCGUGGCGCCGAGUGCGACAGGGCCUCUGAGACCUCGUCCUUCGUAGAGGAUGAAGAAGAAGAGGAUGAAGAGGAGGAGGAGGAGGAGGAGGAGGAGGAAGAAGAGGAGGAGGAGGCUGUGGAGCUGACUAACAGUUUAAAAGAUCUUAUCCAAAGCGAAGAUGUGAAACCCAAGCUGCAGUACAUCAUGACUAACCCUUCCUUUUCUAUGGUAACAGUUCAAAGUGAAGAUAGUGGGAUAACCUGGGAAACCAGCUCAAGCAGAUCUUCUACUCCCUGGGCCUCAGAAACCAGCACAACUUCUGAUCUUUACAGUAUGGAAAGUUCACCAGUAGGUUCUCCUCCAGGAAAAGUUAUCUUCAUUAUGGAUGAAGGUAAGAUUGUUCGGAAAAGGAAGCGUAAAUCUUCAAAUAGGGUGCCGAUAGCUACAAACCUGAAGGGAGGCCAGGGCAAUAAGAAACGUGACUCUUCUGGAAUGCAGAGGCAAGAACCAAGAACUGUUCUAGGAGACGUGCAGGGCUCCGUCUUGAACGUUGAACAGGUGGAAGCACAAGACACAGAUGAGGAAAUGUUGGAUGACAAAGAAGAUCUAGAGAACAUCACAGAAGAGCCAUUAAAACGUGCUCCUAUAAGAUCAAUAUUUAGAGAAAGCAGACUGAGAAAAGUAGGGCCGAUCCUUGGAGGACCAGUACAAGCUAGAAUCCAGCUGUUCAACUCAAUUUUUGGAGGGACUGAGCCAGCCCCUGAAACAUUGGAGAAAACCAAAAUCCAGAGAAGUAGCUCAGUUUCAGGAGAUUCUGAACAGUUCCUUGAAACAUCAGUAAAAGAAAGAUUGCAGAAGUUCAGUUCACUUUCAGAAGCAACAUAUCCAAAACCUUUCCAGAGAGCAAGAAGCAGAAAUCUUGAAACACCAUCGGAGAGAAGAAGGGAGGAAAGACAGCAACCCACAGCACAUGCAAAUCAAAGCUAUUCGUCAGCAACAACACCUCGUAAAAAACAGCUUACUAAUAAAGAUGAUGUUUCAUCUGAAAAUAUUAAACCCAUUAAAAUGAAAGAUAAACCAAGCAGAUUUUCGAGCUUUGCUGCAGACGCAGGUCUUCAACGUGAAGAAAGAAAAGACAGACAAUGUCUUUUGGAGAUUUCAAGUCAGGUAUCAGGCCAGUCAUUGAAGUCCUGCCCUCCUGAAGAAGCCAAGAAACAGCAAAGUUAUUCACCUGUGGCCAAAAUGUCAAUAACAGAGCAAUCAUCCUCCAUUUCGUUAGAGUCCGGUGCUAAAUCAGAGAAACAAGUGCCGCUUCCUUCAGCUGAAACUGCAAACAAGAAACCAGACCAAUCCCUGCUGAAAGCAUCAGAUCUUCUGGAUGAACCAACGGAGCAGGAAAUUCAGCCCGAUUCUGCACCACAGUCUGUUUCAGCAGAUUUUGUUAACGAAUUGGAUAGACAAAGUACCCAACCUAUUUUGCCUACAGCAUCCAUGUCAGAACAUCCUGAGAAGGAAGCACACAAGUCAGCAGUUCCGUCUUACUUACCUAGUGCUCCAUCAGCUAAAUCCAAAUAUUCCACUCUGUCUGAAGUAAGACAGGAGGAUAUUAUUCCUCUGUCAUCAGAAGCUGCACAGUCUGAGUCUGAACACGUGCUAUUACCACAUUCUGCAGAUAAAACAGAGAAGCAGUCAGAAACUGAGCAUUCAGGUCUAUUGUAUUCUGCUAAAAAAAACGAGAGUCAAAAGACCCCACCACCUGAAACCCAGAAAGUUCACUUAAAGAAGCAAGCAGAAUUGGAGGAGCAAAGAAUUAAACUAAAUUUACCUAUUCCUGAAAAGAUAGAUUCUAAAUAUUUCGGCAUUUCAUAUCCUGUUCACACAGAAACACAAGAAACUGGGAAAACUUCAGCUGUAAAUGAAGGAGUAGAUUUGGACCACCCUGUUUUUUCUGUUGAAAAAACAAAACAAGUAGAGAGUGCACAAAUGGAGAUGGAGCAUUCAGAUUUCUCAUAUUCCAGCAAAGAAACUGGGGAAUCAGAGGGAACACAGAUUGAGACAAAGCAUUCAGACUUCUCUUUUUCCAAGGAAGAAACAGAUGAGUUGGUGGGUGUACAGUCAGAGAUGGAGCAUCCAGACUCUUUUUCCAUGGGAGAAAUGGAGGAAUCUGAAAGUGCACAACUGGAGACAGAACAUCCAGAUUUCUCAUAUUCCAGGGAAGAAACAGAGGAAUCAGAGAGUGCAAAACUGGAGACAGAAUAUCCAGAAUUGCUUUUUUCCACAAAAGAAACAGAGGAAUUGGAGAGUGCCCAACCGGAGACAGAACAUCCAGCUUUCUCAUAUUCAAGGGAAGAAACAGAGGAAUCAGAGAAAUUGGAGAGUGCCCAACUGGAGACAGAGCACCCAGAUUUCUCAUAUUCCAUGAAAAAAACAGAGGAAACAGACAAGGCACAACUGGAGAAAGAGCAUCCAGAUUUUUUUUCUAAGGAAGAAACUGAAGAAUCAGAGAGUGCACAGCUGGAGGUGGCACAUCCAGACUUUUCUUUUUCCAGGGAAGAAACAGAGGAAUCGGAGAGUGUCCAAUUGGAGACAGAACAUCCAGAUUUCUCAUACUCCAGAGAAGAAAUGGUGGAAUCAGAGAGUGCACAGCUGGAGAUGGAACGUCCAGACUUCUCUCUUUCCAGGGAAGAGGAGGAGGAGUCAGAAAGUGCACAGCUGGAGACAGAGCACCCAAAUUUCUCAUAUUCCAGAGGAGAAAUGGUGGAAUCUGAGAGUGCACAGCUGGAGAUGGAUCAUCCAGACUUUUCUUUUUCCAGGGAAGAAACAGAGGAAUCAGAAAGUGCACAACUGGAGAGAGAACAUCCAGAUAUUUUUUCCAAGGAAGAAACAGAAGAGUCAGAGAGUGCACAGCUGGAGAUGGAUCAUCCAGACUUUUCUUUUUCCAGGGAAGAAACAGAGCAAUCAGAAAGUGCACAGCUGGAAAUGGAACAUCAGGAGUUUUUAUUUUCCUGGGAAGAUAAAGAAAACCAAAAAUCUGUUCCUUUUGAACUGGAACAGCCAGAGUCUUAUUCCCCUGAAGAAGCAGAGCAAGAAGAAACAGCACAGCUUGCACUGGUACCUUCAGAUUUCUCAUGUUUGGUGGAAGAAGCAGAGAAAGAAAACACUACAGAACUCCAAUUGGUACAUCCAGAUAGAUCUGAUUCCACCAGCAGAGCUGAGACACAGCAAACUGGGUAUAUGGCAACAACAAGUUCAGAUUUACCAUACCCCACAGAUAAAACAAAGCAGCAAGAAUUGGAACGAGUAGAUGUGGACAAUUCUCUUACGUCAUAUUUUGGUGACAAAGGAGAACAGCCACAGCCUGUACAGCAGGAUUCACAGCCUGGAGGUAAGAUGUAUUCCUGUGCCAAGGGAGUGCAAGGCGAAACUACUCAACUACAGUCAGAGCAUCCAGUUUUGUCAUAUUCUACUGAACAAGAACAGCAACAUAAAACCUCACAGCUGAGGACAGAACAGCUGGAGAUGACAUAUUCCACUGUCAAAACAGAACAACAGGAAAUAUUGCAACCAAAGUUGGAGCAGGCAGAUUUGCUGUAUUCCCAUGGAGAAACAGCACAAGAAGCUGUACAAAAAGACUUGGAAGGUCCAGAGCCAUCAUGUUGCAUUAGUGAAGCAGAGCAACAUGAAAAUCUACAACUAGCUUCAGAAAAUAGGGAUUUCUUAUUUACCAGUGGAGAAGUAAUGCAAGAAGGAGUGGAGUCAGGAUCUUUGGGCUCCUCACAUUCGACUGACAGAGCAAAGGCCUGGGAAAUGGCACAACUGGAGCAGGAGCAGCCACUUCCCUCCUGUUCCACUGCUGGUAGUCAGGAACAGGAAACCACACCACUGGAUGUGGCCCAGCCAGAUGUAUCGUAUUCCUUUGGCAGAAUGGAACAAGAUAUAGUGCAGAGAGAGCUAGAACAGCAGGAAACAGCCCCACAAAAAGCUAUGCAAAUGGAAAUGGAGUAUUCAGAUUUGUCAGAAACUUGGGGUAAAGAAGAGCCACAGGUCAUAGAACAAAUCAAUUUGGCACAGCAAGAAACAGCUCAACCAGAGUUAAUGCAUCUGUCUUCACCACAUUCUCUCAGUGAACAAAUGCAAGAAGAAAUGCAAACAGAGCCAGCAUAUCCAGAACAGACAUUCUAUGUAAGUACAGAAAUGCAGGAGGAAAUGACACAGUACAAAUCAAAGCAACCAUUUCUUUCAAGUUUUACUGGCAAAACAGAGCAACAAGAAAUAAUACAUCCAGAGCCGGAGCAAACAUUUUUGCCAUUUUCCAGUGGAAAAGAAGCUCCACUGGAAAUGGAAGUGAGUUCAGAAUAUCCAGAUUUAUCAUAUUCUUUUCACGAAGCUGAACAACAAAAAAAGUUGAAACAUCCAACCUUACCAUUUUGUUUGAAGCAACAAGAAACUGCACCACUGGUGAUGGAACAUCCAGAUUUUUCAUGCGACAGUGAUGAAGCAAAACCAGUUGACACUGUAGAGCAGCAGUCAGAAUAUCCAGAGCUCUCAUACUCCAUGGGAGAAACACUAGAACAAUCAGAACAUUUGGAUUCACCAGGAACCCUGGGUGAAGCAGCACAAGAUGGAAGUAUGGAAGUGGAAUCUAAAUACUCAAAUUUGACAUGUUCUGAUGGCCAAAAAAACCAGCAAGAAACUUCACAAUUGGAUUCAACAUAUCCAGAUUUAUCAUUUUCCUUUGGUAAAGACAAAGAACAAGCAACUCAAGAGUUUGAGACUAAAUAUGAAGAAUUGCCUAAAACGGCCAAAAAAAGAACUUCUCCAGCAACUGCACAAAUAGAGUCAAAAUAUCCAGAUUCCCUUGGCAAAGCAAAUGAGCCAGAAAUUGCACCAUGGGAAGUGAAGCACCCUGAUUUGUCACAUUGCACUGAUGAGACAAACCAACAAGAAGUAAUAGUGUUGGAUCAAAAACACAGAAAAGUUUCUGUUGGCAGAGAAAAGCAGCAGCAAACCACAAAACAGCAGUUAAAGCAAGAAAAGUUAUCACAUUCUCCUGGUAAAACAGAGCAAUUAAAACAUGCCCAGGAGCACUUGGAACAACCAGAUUUAUCAUUUUCCAUUGACAGACUGGAUGAUGAAAUGGCCCCACCAGGGGCAGGACACACUGAUGUGAUAUGUCCUCUGGACAACACAGAGGUGCGACAAAGAGUACGACGAGAAUCGGAGGAAACAAGUUUAACUUACCCCUUUGGAAAAGCAGAACAGAAAACAGUUCAGCCGGAAGUGGAAAUUCGACAUUUGGCCCAUUCUGUGGGUAUGGCAGAAGAAGAAGAAGUGGCAGAACCAGGGCAGGGACAUCCUGACUUGCCUUAUUCCAUCUUCAAAGCAGGAGGACUGCAGACUGCACAGCUGAAACGCAAACACCCUGGUCUAGCAUGCUCCCUUGAUGAAGUACAAGAAAUGACCCAGCUGGGGUUGGAACAGCCAGAUGCAUUGUAUGUUCAUGACAAAACACAGCAACUCCCACCUGCCCAGCUGGAGCUGGGCCACGCAGACUUGGCAUCCCCCACUGACGAAGUGGGGCAGCAAGGGAUGGAGCACACAGCCUUGGGACGCCCUGAUGAGGGACAGUCUGUCAGCAGAGCAGAGCAUCCACAAGCUGCAAAAGAGAAACUAGGAGUUCCAGAUGCAGCACCUCGUAGUGGAAAAGUGGAGCAAAGAGAAAAGGCAAAACUGGAGCCAAAGCAUCCUGAUUUACAUACCAUUGAUAAAACUCAGACACAAGAAACUACACAACUGGGGUUAGGAAAACCAGAUCUAUCAUCUUGGCCUGGCAAAACAGAGCGAGCACAAACUGCUCAAGAGGAGCAGCCAGGCUUCCUGUAUUCCCUCAAAAAAGCUGCACAAGGAGAGAAAGCACAGCCAGAACUGGGACACUCACAGUUAUCUUAUUCUGUUAGUGAGGCAGAACAAGAAACUGCACAUGUGAAAUCAAAUAAUGCAGAUUUAUCUGCUGGCAGAUUAGAACACCAUGAAGUCAUACAACCAGCGGCAGAACUAAUGGAUUUAUCAUGUUCAAUUGGUGAAACACAGCAACCUCAAAUGGCUGAAGUGGAUUUGGAGUAUCCGGAUUUAUUGCAUUCCACUGGCACAGUACAGCGACAAGAAAAGAUUCAACCAGAGCAGGAACAGCCAGCUGAUUUUUCAUCAUCUCUCAGCAAAGAAGAGCUAUGGAAAGGUGCAGGAAUGCAGGCAGAACACCCUGAGCUGCAGUGCUCUAUAGGGAAAACAGAAGAACUGCAAAAUUCCCAAGCAAAAUCAGAAUAUGCAGAUUUGUCAUUCUCUGUUGGCACAGCAGAACCUCAUAAAACAACCCAGCCAGAGUUGAAAGAACAUGAUUUGUUGCAUUCUUUUAUCAAAACAAAGCCAUCAUGGGCUGCCCCACUGGUGUCUGAACAUGCAGAUGUCUCAGGUGCCAUGGGCAAAGUAUCGCACCCUGAUUUGUCCUCCUCUGUUAGUGAAGAAAAACAAAGUGCACAACUGGAGGUCAAACAGGAGAGGGGAAGCUAUACAUUAAACCCAGAGGAAACAGUACGACUGAAAUUGGAACAGCCAAUGUUAUCAAAUUCUCGUGGCACAGCACAGCAACCAAAUAGGGCCUCACUGGAAGGGGAAUUCCCUGGCUUCUUGUAUUCCUCUGGCAAAAAAGAGCAACAAGAAAUGGCAAAACAAGAGUUGGAGCAUUCAGGUUUAUCAUAUUCCACUGAUAAAAGGCAGCAACGAGAAACCACACAACUUGGAUUAGGACAACUAGAUUUAUUAUCUUGCCCCAGGAAGGCCGUGCAACCACAAACUGUUCAAGUGGAAGCAGAGCAUCAGGACUUGCUGCAUUUCACUGGCAAAACAGGACAGCGAGGAACAGCACAACCAGAGGUUGAGCAUCCAGAUUUGUCAUAUUCCAGUUACAAGGUAGAGCAGCCCCCAGCUACACAACAGAAAUCAGAGCAGCCUGUAACACCCCAUCCCAUUGGAAAAACAGAGCAACAAGGAGUGGCACAUACAGAGCGGGAACUUCCCAAUUUAUCAUAUUCCAUUUGGAAAACACCGUCACAAGAAGCAACACAAAUGGACUUAGGGCAACAAGAUUUAAUAUGUGACCUUGGUAAAACAGAUGAAAUGCAAACUGUGCAAGGUGAACUGCAACAUGCAGGUUUGUUGUAUUCUUCUGGCAAAAGAGAACAAGAAAUGGUAUUGCCAGAGUUGCAACAUCCACAGCUAUCUUACCCUGUUAGAGAAAUAGAAGAGGAAGCUGCACAUCAGAAAUCAAACUAUCCAGAUUUGUCAUAUUCUAUUGGUCGACAAGAGCACGAUGAAAUUGAACAACCAGAGGUGGAAGAAAUGUGUUUAUCCUAUCCAGCUGGCAAAUCAGAGCACUCACAAUCUGCCCAAAAAGUACUGCAACAGCCAGAGCUUUUGGAGUCCUUUGGCAAACUAGAGGAAAAGUCAAUGGCCCAGCCUGGCUUUUUGCACUCCCUUGGUGAAGAAAAGCAGAAACCAGCUUCGCCAUUAGCCUUAGUGCAACCAGGUUUUUCACAUUCGCUUGCCAAAACAGGAAAACAGGGAACUGCACAAGCAGGGUUCAUGCCUUCUGAUUUUUCAUAUUCCACAGGAAAAGCAGAGCAGUUGCAAAUGGAAGGACUAAAAUCAAGACAUCCAGAUUUGUCAUAUUCUCUUGACAAAGCAGAGACUGGUGGAAUGAAACCACCAGAUUUCUUGUACUCCUAUGGCAAAGCGGAGCAACCACAGACUGCCCAGCUAGAGCACCCAGAGACAUCAUAUUUCACAGGUGAAAUGGAGCGAAGGGAUGGGGCCCAACCUGAACUGCAGUGCAUUAAUUUGCAGUAUUCUGUUGUUGAAACAGAGCAACCAAAACCACCUUCUGUAUCAUAUACCUUCGGUAGGACUGAGGAGCAGGGAACUGCACAACCGGACUUUGAACAAUCAGAUUUAUUAAGUCCUGCUGACAAAGCAGAAAAGCAUGAAACAGCCCUGCUGAAAGCAGGGCGUUCAGAGAAGCGAGACACUGGGGCUACUUCAUCUCUAACUGCUCAGUUGGAAACUAAACAAGAUUUAUCCUUCUCCACUGAGGAAGCAGAGGGCCAACCAUAUUCAUCUCUUACUGAACAAACAGAGUCUGUUUCACAUUCUGUCUCUGAAACAAAACCAGAAGGAAGUCCAAAGCCUUCACCUGUAACUGGAGGCCUGUCCCCCAAGCACUUAGAUUUAUCUUACACCCACUGUAAAAUGGAGCAGACAGAAACUGCCCAGCCUGAAUCAGGUUUCUUCUUUGCAAGAAAAGAAGGAGAGAAUACAAAAAUUCAUCUACAUUUGCCUGUGGCUGCACAGUCAGAGGCUGAACAUGUAAUUUUACCUGAAACAGAGAGAGAACACACUCCACAUUACUUCCACACGGCUAUGCAAUUAGAAUCUGAACAAUUAAAUUUAUCAUAUUCUACAGAUAAAGGAGAAACUCUAGAAAGUCAAGAUUAUUUAACUGUAUCUUCAAAACUGGAGUCUGAACCUUCAGUUCCAUUUUAUUCAGCUGAUGAAACAUGUCAGCAAGAAAUUCCACCUUAUUCAAAACCAGCCUCUGAGUAUUUGGUUCCCACAUGGUCCCUUGCUGAACAAAACAAGCAAAGCAUGCAGCCAUUUAUUCCCCAGUCUGGACAAUCAGAGUGUAAACAUGUAAUUCCACCACACGAUGAAAAAGAAUUGCAAAAAAUUCAGCUCUAUUCACCUAAAUCAGCAAGCUUGAAGACAGUGCAGUUGGAGAGUAUGUCUGUAAUGCACACACAAGACCAAUACAAGCAAGAAUCUCAAGAUCGUUUGUUGGACACAAAAUAUUUGUCAUCAGAGCAGCUAAGAAUCUCCCCCAAAUUCUGUACUGAGCAGGAUAAGCAAGAAAUACAAUCUGAUGUGCAGACAGUGCCGAGGUCAGUGACCACAGAGUCAAAGGUGACUGCUGUAGCAGAUCGGCAAGCAAUGUCACCAGAUUUAUUUGUACCUUUUCAUACAUUACCUGAAAAGUCAGUAUCACUGGUUUUCACCGAUGAUGAAGAGAAACAAGAUAUUCCAUCAUCUUUAUCUGAUGUAGUAGGCAUGCUUGGAAAGCAACCUAGCAUAGUUUCAGGCAGUUAUACUGAGGGAGAGGAUAGAUGUGAAAUGCAACCGUAUUUUGCAGACAAAAAGCAUACAUCCUUAGAGCGUCUGGGAGCUGUUUCAUCAGAUCUUGUUUAUGAAACUGUGACACACAAAACUCAGCAUUCUUCUGCUGAAAGGGGCAGCCUUUCUCCAGCAGAGAUGAAGUCCAUUAGUUCUAGUUCUGAUGAAAAGCAGAAUCCAGAUAUUCCAUCUUUUGGGCUAGCUAGCUGGCUGGUGGAAGAGGUGAAAGCUCGCUCAAUUAGUCCAGUAAGAGCUACAGAAGUAGACAGGCAAGGGAUUCAACUUUCUCCAAAUGAAGCUUCUGAUUUUGGAUCAAAACAAUUUCCAUCUGGAAACUGCACAGAACACACAGUUCAUGGUGCUGCAAAGAAUAAAGGAGAUAUGGUUAGAGUUUCUGGUUCAGUGUCAAGUGAAAUAUCCCACAGAGUGUCCUCAGAAACUAGUCAUAGAGUGCAAAGGUAUGAUUUACCAUCUCUGGGAGGAGACAAUCCAGGUCCAGACAAAGUCCCAGAGAAUGAAACUAGGAUUGGAAACCCUACAAAAAUGGAAGCAAUGCAACAUCUGGAGGCAGACAAAGUGCCUGAAGUGCCUGAAUAUUACCUGAGAGAAGAGGAAGAAAUGGAACAUGCGAGCACUGUAGAAGACAGUCAGCAUGCUCCAGAGCCUACUGAACAAAAAGAUCUAUUUAAUAUAAUUUCAGAAGGUUAUGAAAUACUCAAUAUUCAUGCUCCUACACAUAUUUCUUCUGUUGAUCAAGAAGAAAGUAAACACAUGCCAGAUAAGCUAGAAUACUUGGAAACAAAUCCUUCGUUUAAAAGAAAAUUAGCCGAUGAUGGCCGUAGAGCCCUAGCUUCUGGAACAACCACAGAAAUUUUGGAAAGCUCAGUGUUGGGAAAGCCUGCAAACCAUGAACUAAAACAAUUGGUCAAAAAUGAUGAUGUUGAGGGAACUGGAGAAACACAAGAAAAUCCCAUGUUGCCAGAAAACAAUAAUAAGGCAGUGCUGGAUCCUAAUAAUGGUGUGGCCGAUAUGGAUUAUUUUGAAAAAUAUACCUUGAUAGAUGACAAAUCCCUAAUUAAGCCACACUUUGAAAGACCAAGUUCAUUGUUUCCUGUGACAGAAGAUCCCAACGAACCUGUGGAAGAAUCCACGUCUUUUAAAGAAAGUCCUGAGGUAGAUACUUUGGAAGAGGAGUUUUCCUUACUUGAGGAUCUGGAUGAAGUCUUUUACGGUACUGUGAAAGGAGAAAGCAAAAUGCAGUCCUAUGCAGAUGCUCCAAAACCCUUACCUCUGCAGAAAUCAAUUGAUAUUAGCAGUAAAAAGAUUACAAAUGUAGAAGAUGAAUGGAAGUCGCCAGGGACACCACUCUUCGAUUCAGAAGAAGGAGUGCUAGAACGAUCUCUGUUGUUCCCUACCACUGUUGCUGCAGUUAAUCCAGAGCUUCUAGAAGAGCCACCUGCUCUGUCAUUUUUAUACAAGGACCUCUAUGCAGAAGCAGUAGGAGAAAAGACAAAGGAUGAGACUCCUUCUGAUGAGGAAAGUGGUAAUUCUAAUGCAUCUUUCCCUAGUAGAAAUUCAGACACAGAUGAUGGAACUGGAAUAUAUUUUGAAAAAUACAUUCUUAAAGAUGAAAUUCCAGGUAAGGCCACAGGGCCUCAAAAGGAUCUGAUACCGGAAGAUGAGUCCUUUAGUGGAGGAAUUUCAGUUCAUAGUUCAGAGGACAAAUACAAGCAGGAGUCUGGUGAUGUUCAACAUGUCAGAACUGAGGUUCUGCCAGAAAGGGGUGUUGUGGAGAGAGAGAAGAUCCAGGUUGACAGUGACAUUCAAGCAACAAUUUGUAAACCAAUGCAUGCCAUUCCUUUUGGAAGCAAAGUAGUUCUUUUGGGUGCAAGAAGUGAUACCACUGAACAAAGAGAAGAAGAAAAUGCACCUGUAGAAGCAACUGAGGAGUUGCCAGAGCAAUCAAGUCACCAAGUAAAUAGUCAGCUAGUGGAUUAUCAGGGAGCUGCAUAUCAAGAAGCUAGUAAUAAGCAGGAAGAACAGCAUGAAAUAACAGCAAUUCCUGAAAUGGAAAAAUAUGUCCCAUAUGUCCGGACUCCUGUUGAAGACAGUGAAGAUGAUCAGUAUACCCAGGAAAAUCUUUCACAUGUCCCUACCAUUCAGCAAACAGAGGAGCCAGACUUGCAAAGAGAGGAGCAGCACCCUGAUGUUUACGAAGAUCUCGCUGAGUCAAUGGACUAUGAUGUGAUUACACAAGAAGAACUUUUACAAGAUGAAAUAUCAUCUCAAUUCACACACGAGGAGCUAUUAUUUGAAGACAGGGACUCUUUUGACCAUGUUGGUGAUAGUUAUGAAUUUGUUAAUGAGCCAGAACAAAGAACACCUGUUGAGCAUGAAGAUUCAGGCUUUGUGGUGAUGUAUCCUGAAAAAUCAGCAACAAACAUUCCUCAAGUUCAGAGCCCACAAAGAGAAUUGAAGAAAGCACAAGCAGACACAUAUUGUUACCACUGCAAAUGCGCAAUAUCUGCUAUUGACAAGCUUUUUGGAGAACAUAAAGACCAUGAAGUCACAACACUAGAUGAUGCUGCAACCAAGAUGAAGGAUCACUUAGGUCAAUUGCUAAUAGCACUGGAAGAAAAGUCAAUGAAGAUUGAAGAGUUUGUGAGUGAUAUUGAAUCGCUAUUUAACUCUGUUGAGGAAAAUUGUAAGAAAAAUGCGGAGUUACUGGAAAAACAGAAUGAAGAGAUGCUUAAGAAAGUAGUAGAACAAUAUGAUGAGAAAUCAGAGAACUUUGAGGAAGUGAAGAAGAUGAAAAUGGAGUACCUGUAUGAGCAGAUGGUUAACUUCCAGCAAACUGUUGAUUCAGCAAAGGAAACUUUGGAGACAACAGUAAAAGAAAUGGAAGAACUCGAUGGAUUUGUUUUCCUAAAUUCAUCUAAAGAAUUGAAUAAAAGGUUACUUUCUGCAAUGGAUACUACUCUGUCUUUAGAAAAGGUGCCCGGUGCUUUUUCACAGUUUGAGCACUAUGCGGACAGUCCAGGACAAAGCAACCAGCAUCCCUUGAAAUGUGUGGCUGUCCCACAGACACCGACUGUCAUACCUCAGGAAGCAAAUUCAGCCACCAGCACCUCCAUUGCCAUUUACUGGGCUGUGAACGAUGGGGACGCCAUUGACUGCUUCCAGGUCUACUGUAUGGAGGAGCCACAAGCCAGCAAAGAUGCAGGGGCUUUGGUGGAAGAGUACAGAGUGACGGUGAAGGAGAGCCACUGUAUUUUGGAAGACCUGGAGCCAGAUCGCUGCUACAGUGUGUGGGUCAUGGCUGUGAAUGGCACAGGCUGUAGCUUACCCAGUGAAAAAGCCAUUUUUAAAACGGCUCCUGCUGUCCCCACCAUCAAGGCCGAGGAUUGCACGGUGUGUUGGGACACGGCCACUGUCCGCUGGUGCGCUGUCUCAGCGUCGACGGAGUCCUUCACCCUGGAGUACUGCCGACAGCACUCGCCAGAAGGAGAGGGUCUCAGAUCUUUUGCUGGUAUAAAGAAACCUGAACUGAAAGUAUCCCUGGAGCCCAAUGUGAACUAUUUCUUCUACCUGAGGGCUGUCAACCCAUUUGGGACAAGUGAACAAAGUGAAGCAGCUCUCAUCUCAACUAAAGGAACUCGAUUUUGCCUGCUGAGUGACACAGCCCAUCCCGCUUUGCAAAUCUCCUCCAAUGCAACAGUGAUCCGCCUUCCUGAGAAAGCUAAAUUCACUGGGUUUCCUUCAGUCCUGGGUGAACUGCUGCCUGCUCGGGGACGUCAUUACUGGGAAACAGUUGUCUCUGCCUGCAGAAGCUACAGGAUUGGGAUUUGCUACGAGGCAACAUCACGGUGCAGUGUCCUGGGGCUGAGCGAUACCUCCUGGUGCAUGCGGUGCUGUCUUACACAAACCAGCUUUCUUUACAGAUUUCUUCACACUGGUGUGAUGAGUGAUGUCCACGUGACAGAACACCCGGCCAGGAUCGGCAUCCUGUUGGAUUACAGUGGAGGCAGACUGUUGUUCUUCAAUGCAGAGAGAGGACUUGUGCUGUUCACCAUCAGGCACAAAUUCACUGAUGCUGCUUACCCGGCCUUUGCCCUGGAGAAGGCUGGAGCACUGACCCUGUGCACGGGCAUGGAGCUGCCAGAGUUCGUGAAGCACAGCUAAUCCCCUGCUUCACACUCUCAGGAAAACUGACAAUUACAGUGUCAGGGGACAGGGAGGGGAAGGGGGAUGUCGGGGGGGAUGUCUAGUCUUCACCGAUGAAUGCCAUGCACACAGCUCUUCCCCACAUCAUCAGUAAUUGUAGUUAGUGUUCAGCCAUGUAAUCACCCUGAGCCUGGAGAGCAAAUGGGCUUCUUCAGAUAGAGCGUGCACCUAGUGAUAUACACAGCAUUACUUUUGAGGGGAAAAAAAGUUUUGUUAGGUAUGAACAUUCAGAGGGGGGGAAAUGUACUUUCCCUGUGAAAAUAAUGACAGUGCUAGCUGUCUUUUUAAAGUUGAUGAUGACCCUGUGUGUAAAAUAAAUGCAUCUCUCACUGCAAUA
Messenger RNA from Gavia stellata (red-throated loon), 13804 nucleotides. RefSeq names its product cardiomyopathy associated 5 (gene CMYA5). Lineage: Eukaryota; Metazoa; Chordata; Aves; Gaviiformes; Gaviidae. The transcript has 14 exons. Gene Ontology annotation, molecular function: protein binding. The record is from RefSeq and is a predicted model, not a curated record. Bases 31 to 13425 code for a protein of 4464 amino acids.